Trichoderma virens Gv29-8 is the source of this 1815-nucleotide messenger RNA. RefSeq lists its product as uncharacterized. NCBI's taxonomy places the organism in Eukaryota, Fungi, Ascomycota, Sordariomycetes, Hypocreales, Hypocreaceae. The record is from RefSeq and is a predicted model, not a curated record. Gene Ontology annotation, cellular component: clathrin-coated pit; clathrin-coated vesicle. Bases 1 to 1815 code for a protein of 604 amino acids. Gene Ontology annotation, biological process: clathrin-dependent endocytosis; clathrin coat assembly; vesicle budding from membrane. Gene Ontology annotation, molecular function: clathrin heavy chain binding; SNARE binding; phosphatidylinositol-4,5-bisphosphate binding. The transcript is spliced from 6 exons.
AUGAGCUCCUUUGAGAAGUCCGUCAAGGGGGCGACCAAGAUCAAGAAUGCUCCCCCCAAGACCAAGUACAUCGAGCACAUCCUAGUUGGCACUCACUCCGGCGAGGCUGGCAUCGCCGAGGUCCUUCGCGCUCUCCAAAACCGACUGCACGACUCAACAUGGACCGUCGUCUUCAAGAGCUUGAUGACGGUCCACCUCAUGAUCCGCGAGGGAUCUCCAGAGGCGACACUGGCGUACCUUGCGCGACACCGAAACAUGCUGGCCAUUAGCAACUUCGCAGACGCUCAAACCCAAGGCCGAAACAUCCGUCACUAUGCCAAUUACCUCAUCGAGCGAGUGCGCGCAUAUCGCGAUACCAAGACUGAUUGGGUGCGCGCCCCGGAAUCAAGGCUGGAGAGACUCACCGUCGAGAAGGGUCUGUUGCGCGAGACAGAAGUUGUUCAGCAUCAGCUUACGGCCUUGCUGAAAUGCGAUCUCCUCGACCAAGAACCAGAGACCGAGAUCACGAUUGCCGUAUUUCGAUUACUAGUCCUUGACCUUCUACCUCUAUUCCAGGUUUUGAACCAAGGACUUAUCAACAUUCUGGGCCACUUCUUUGAAAUGUCGAAGCCGGAUGCCGACAGAGCUAUGGAAAUCUAUCGGACUUUCACUAAGCACACCGACUCCGUCGUCCAGUACCUUAGCACUGCGAAGCAGUGGCAGCAUCACACCAGGGUUGAGGUUCCCAAGCUCAAGCAUGCGCCCGUUAACUUGGGCCGCCAGCUUGAGGAGUAUCUCAACGACCCGGAUUUCGAGAUUCACCGGCGGCAGUACCUGGCAGAGCAGGAGGCCAAGAAGGGUGGCAAGGGAUCCAAGUCCAAGUCUACGAAGAGCGCAGUCGACUUUCCCAAGGCGCCUUCUCCUGCGGCUAACAAUCCAUUCCCCGUUCCCAGCAGCGGAAAUGCAGCUGCCAAGGUUGAAUCGAAGCCUCAAGCUAACAAAGGACCGGACCCUGACCUCAUCGACUUCUUUGAUUCGAUUGAGCAGAACCAGAUACCGAUGCAAGUCACCAGCCAACAGCCCCCUAUGCAAGUGCCCAUGCAAACUCAGGGGCCCGAUCUGGCUUUCCAGGCGCAACCCGUUGGGCUGGGCUUCCAGCCAGGCAACUUUGUCCAGCAACCUGCUGGUUUUGUCCAGGGCAAUGGAUUUCCACAGCCGGACGCUGGAUUCAUGCAGCCCCCUGCGCAACUACAGCCGACCAUCACCGGCUUCAGCGGCUUCGGGCCACAACUGGGUCCUAUCCCCCAGAACACUGUUGCCAAUUUCCAGACUCCUAUCCAACAGCAACCACCACCUGUUGGACUUCAGCCGUCUCUCGCCGCUCCUGGAAUGACCAACCCUUUCCGCCAGUCAAUGCUGGUUGCACAGCCGACAUCCUCUUCGUCUCAGCUGUCAACACCAACGUCGAGCACGCCAACCCUCACCCGCCAAUCCACUAAUCCCUUUGCCAGGUCGACAAACUCUCCGGGCCAGAACACAGGCCCUUUCCAGGCCCAGCCCGUACAGCCUCAACCUACGAGCACCAACCCCUUUGCUCGCAACGUUCCCACCGAAGCCCCGGCGCAGCAACAGCUCCAGGACCCACAGCAACAGUCUUCGUCGCUUGCUCCACAGCCGACGGGUGUCACGAAUCCGUUCCGCCAGGGCGCCUUUGUCAACCACGCCACCGGCAUGGGGUGGCAGCAUAACCAGACUGCGAUUGGCGGCGGCAUCGACCAUAUCCCAACUGUACCGGUGUUCCCUCGUCCGGCACAGCAGACGCCCUGGCAGCAAUAA